AUGACCUAUGCACAGAGCAUACCUCGGCAGACAAUUUAUGAGCGCUCGUGGCAGCAGCGUUCAAUCAACAGGCAAUCACCUAUGCUACACUUCCGAUAUCACGUGGUACCUUGGAUUGAGUCGAACGACUGCAAGUCACUGUUCGGUCCAGCAAUAAUGUCUUUAGCGCGCGACAGCAAGAUCAUCUUUGACUGCAUAUCCACUUGCAUGCGAUCGCGAGACGACAAUCUUGAUCUAGAACACAUCACGUCUGCUGGCUUAACAGCGCCUUCGGGACUUCUGGAACGACUCGUUCACGAGGACCCAUUUACCACAAACGUCGGAUAUGCGCUUCUUGCGAUUAGCAGCGUGUACAACACACCGCCUUCCGACUGGUCCAUCAUCGCCUCUACUCGUGAACCGCGUUUGGCUGAGGCUGUCCUAUCGAGUGGCGGGUUCGAACUUACACUAGAGCCAUUGAAGUCGCUCCUUCGAUUGCAGUUGAAAGUGGAUCUCGCAGCCUCCAUUAUGACAAGCAAGGCUCCUUCGGCCGAUAUCGUUAUUCCCCUGAUAGAUGUCAUGAUCAGCAACGCAGGUGAUCCUCCGUCAUCUCACGACGACUGUCUUUGUUGCCUUGCACUCUCUCUGCGUCUGGUACACUUCGAGUUAGUUCCCAUGCUAUCUGGUUUCCACGAAUCGUCUUUACAGCCUGUCGGUCCACACAUCUCCAGAUGGGAUCGGUGGUAUGAACUCUGGAGUAGAUGUAUGGCAUGGUUUCAGGACCGACCUCGUAAGAUGAAGCCUGUGCUUGAAAGUUCGGAUGAAGAUCCUAGUGACAAGCAACCCUUCCCCAUUGAUGUGUUUACCAGCGUCACCGCUUUGCAAGCAAAUCUCGUCAUGCACAUCUCAGCAGUGAUUCUGCUAUCACAAAAACCCCGUCUUACAAACGUAACGUCGACCUUCCAGCGCCUCGGAUCACGAAGUUGGCACAUUCAGAAGAUUACAGGUAUGCUGGUUGGUAAUCAUUUCAAUGAACAGUGGGACCCGAUAGUCAUUGCUGCACUGCUUUCUGUCGCCAAGGAACUGUCGCACCCCUCCCAGCAGGAAGCGCUUCUAUCAUGCUUCAACGAAAUCUCGAGGACAACACGGAUUCCCAUCGAAAAGGAUCUCACCGAACUUCGUACAUGCUGGCAGUCAAUCCGAAAGCAUGACCCACCAAAUUUGUCGCCUGCAUUCUGA
Aureobasidium subglaciale EXF-2481 is the source of this 1218-nucleotide messenger RNA. RefSeq lists its product as uncharacterized. The coding region runs from base 1 to 1218 and encodes 405 amino acids. The transcript has 2 exons. NCBI's taxonomy places the organism in Eukaryota, Fungi, Ascomycota, Dothideomycetes, Dothideales, Saccotheciaceae. The record is from RefSeq and is a predicted model, not a curated record.